AUGGGUGCUGUGGAUGAUACUUUUGGGGCGUUCUUGAUCGGGGUUGUGAUCUCUGCCACGCUUUAUGGAGUCACUUUCGUGCAGACAUGGUACUACUUUAGCAGGUAUUCUUCGGAUCCAUGGUAUAUGAAGCUUUUAGUCGGCGCUAUACUUUUGUCAGACACAGUCCAUCAAGCUCUGAUUACACACACCGUGUAUACGUACCUCAUCACUGACUUCGACAUCCCUGCUAACCUCGGAAAACUUGUGUGGAGUCUGUCUGUUGAGGUUUUGUUCAAUGGCUUCACUGGGCUUCUGGUUCAAAGCUUCUUAACCGCGCGCGUCUACAGACUAAGCAACAAGAGCAUAAUUGCAACCGCGACAGUGCUGUCCCUUGUCAUUGCUGAAUUUGUCAUUAUUGUCGUAUAUGUUGCAAAAGCUGUCAGGUUGACGACCUUCGUAGAAGUUCCCCAGCUCAAGCCAUUAUCAAUGUGUGUGAACGCUGUAGCAGCUGCCGGAGAUGUCCUCAUCGCUGGCUUCCUCUGUGUACUCCUCCAACGGGCUCGUACUGGUUUCCGGAGGUCCGACACCAUGAUCAAUAAGCUGAUUCUGUUUACCAUCAACACCGGUCUCCUCACCAGCAUUUGCGCAGUCAUGUCCCUCAUUUCUAUUACAAUGUGGCCUAAUUCCUACAUUUACAUGGCAUUCUAUUUCUGCCUGGGUCGUCUUUACUGCAACUGCCUGUUGGCAACCCUGAAUGCACGCAAGGGUCUCCGCCGUGAAUCUCAGGACGAGCAUAUGGGGCUCUCGCUACGGGGAGUUCAGAAAUCUGCCGAUAGUCCCAUCGGCCCAUUGCGAAGGGGGAUGCCAAACGACAUUUCGAUUAAGAUUGAUACCACGCGAGACUACGUCGAAGACGAGUACUCACCUGCAAGGGAUAAAUGUGCUCAGUCGGUUUAA
This is a messenger RNA of Suillus paluster, 939 nucleotides long. RefSeq lists its product as uncharacterized. The transcript has 15 exons. The record is from RefSeq and is a predicted model, not a curated record. The coding region runs from base 1 to 939 and encodes 312 amino acids. Lineage: Eukaryota; Fungi; Basidiomycota; Agaricomycetes; Boletales; Suillaceae.